This is a messenger RNA of Lactuca saligna, 1813 nucleotides long. Lineage: Eukaryota; Viridiplantae; Streptophyta; Magnoliopsida; Asterales; Asteraceae. The record is from the annotation of a GenBank genome assembly.
AUAAAUGUCACUUUCACACUAUCUGCGAACCAAAUAGCCACCGCUAACCCCCCAUAGCAGGUGAUUUACCCGGUUGGAGACACAUAAUUGGUUAAACUUGAGAACUGAUGUUACACAUAAACCAAGAAAUGGUACCGUUUGGAUUAAGAGCAGAUUUACUCCAUUUCCAUUAUUCGGAUUUGUUAAUUGUUGGUGAGGAUUUUCCCCAACCCUGCUCUUCCUCCAAACCGGGUUUUAGGGGAAGAAGACGAUGCUGACUCCAACAAUCCCAACGCACAACAACAGGAUCGCUGAUUCAACUCACCAUCGACUACUCGAAGUAGUUAAGACUGCUCUUAUCAAGAUUUUUGUCUCUCCCUACGCCACUGUGUGUGAUUUGUAUUGCGGAAGAGUACCAGACGAAGAGAGAUGGGACGAAGCUCAAAUAGGUCAUUUCAUCGGAAUUGAUGAAGCAUCAUCUGGAGUUAGAGAAGUCCGAGAAGUAUGGGAGAGUCAACGAAAGACUUACACUUCAGACUUUUAUGAGCUUGAUCCCUGCAUUGAAAACUUGGAACCGAAUUUGGGGGACAAGGGAAAUACAGCUGAUAUUGUUUGUUGCAUGCAACAUUUACAGUUCUGUUUUGAAAGUGAAGAGAAAGUAAGAAGACUUCUGCAUAAUGUGUCAUCUUUAUUGAAACCAGGGGGUUACUUAAUCGGUAUUACUCUGGACUCAUCUACUAUAUGGGCAAAGUAUCAGAAAAAUGUUGAAGCUUACCACAACCGAAGUGGUGCCAUGAAACCCAACCUUGUUCCCAAUUGCAUUCGAUCAGAAAACUAUAUGAUCACUUUUGAAGUUGAAGAAGAAAAGUUUCCUUUUUUUGGGAAAAAGUACCAGAUGAAAAUUGCAAAUGACACGUCUGCUGAAACACAUUGUCUGGUACAUUUCCCAAGCUUGAUCAGACUGGCAAGAGAAGCUGGUCUUGAAUAUGUGGAGAUACAAAACUUGCUGGAAUUUUAUGAUGAUAACAGAGCGCAGUUUUCCGGGAUGCUUCUAGAAGCCGGUCAUGGUCUUGUGGACCCCAGAGCGAGGCUCUUACCAAAAUUCUAUGAUGUACUAGGUUUAUAUACUACAUUCAUAUUUCAAAAGCCUGAUCCGGAUGUUGCCCCUCCACUUAUGACCCCAUUAUUGCAUGAUCAUGGAACCCAAAUCCUUGAUGAGAGGGAGUGGCAGGGUAGUGUGUGGAGGGAUGAAGAGAAAAUUGGAGCAUCACAUUCUGAAUCAACUUUCAGCUUGGGGAAGAUAACUGAACAGAAAGGGAUUUUAGGUCCUGGACCUGCUGAUUUACGUUUUUCAGAAGCCAUUUAAGCUUCUUCCUCACUAAUAAUCUCACAAAUUCAUCAUUGAUAUUAAGAACCAAAAUCCUUGAUUUUCAUUUUUUAAUACUGUAUAAUCCUUGAUAUAUAUAGAUCACUGACGAUUGCAUUUUAUGUUGUUUAUAUUGAACAAAAUGACACAUGUCACACAGACAGUAGGGUGUACAUAUGUUAUACGUUAACUUGUUGCAUAUAUAUUAGUUUAUAUCAUCAAUCAAUUGGUAGAUUAAAUCAGUAAAUGCUGCGACUAAAACCAUAUAUUAAUUAAUUAAUUUACAUAAAAAUUUCAUUAUAUUCACUUUCCGGGUACGAAGUUUGUGGCAUAAGACCAAGCAUUGUUGGCAACGGGAUCAGCAAGGUUCUCCAAUGGUCCCUUUCCUGUAACAAUGGCUUGAACAAAGAACCCAAACAUGGAGAACAUAGCAAGUCUUCCAUUCUUGAUUUCCUUCACCUUCAACUC